This is a messenger RNA of Megalobrama amblycephala (Wuchang bream), 2071 nucleotides long. Its product is annotated as nuclear factor 7, ovary-like. The record is from RefSeq and is a predicted model, not a curated record. NCBI's taxonomy places the organism in Eukaryota, Metazoa, Chordata, Actinopteri, Cypriniformes, Xenocyprididae. The coding region runs from base 1 to 1452 and encodes 483 amino acids. The transcript is spliced from 8 exons. Gene Ontology annotation, molecular function: zinc ion binding; protein binding.
AUGACUGAAGAGAUCCCCUCUGCUGCAGACCUCUUCAGACCAAGGCCUGUGACCCAGCCAUGCUGUGCUGUCAGUGUGUCUCAAGACAUCUACUAUCAUCCUCAUUCCCAAAAGCUCAGCCGUGACGUGUGCUGUGAAAUCUUCAAGACUCCUGUUAUUUUAUCAUGUAGUCACAGUGUCUGUAAAGAGUGUCUUCAACAGUUCUGGAGAACCAAGAAAACUCAGGAGUGUCCUGUCUGCAGGAGAAGAUCCUCAAGAGAACAUCCUCCAAUUAAUCUUGUGUUAAAAAACUUGUGUGAGUUGGUCCUGACAGAGAGAAAUGAGACGCGUUCAUCAGGAUCUGAGGAGAUCUGCAGUUUACACAGAGAGAAACUCAAACUCUUCUGUCUGGAGGACAAACAGCCUGCUUGUGUAGUGUGUAUUAAUUCACAAAAACACGACAAUCACAAAUUCAGACCCAUCAGUGAAGUGGUUUCAUCAUAUAAGGAGGAGCUCAAUACAGCACUGAAGUCCUUACAAGAGAAACUUCAACACAAUGAAGAAAUGAAAGGAGAGUUUGAGAAAACAGUUCAACACAUCAAGUCUCAAGCUGAGCACACAGAGCGUCAGAUUAAACAGCAGUUUGAGAAGCUUCAUCAGUUUCUCAGAGAUGAAGAAGAAGCUACAAUCACUGCACUGAGGGAGGAAGAGGAGCAGAAGAAGCAGAUGAUGAAGGAGAAGCUGGAGGAGAUGAACAGACACAUCUCAGCUCUUUCACACACAAUCAAAGACAUGGAGGAGAUGAUGAAAGCCAAUGACGUCUGCUUUCUGAAGGAGUUUCCAGUCUCAAAGGAAAGAGUCCAGAGCUCACAGCCGGAUCCACAGAUGGCUUCUGGAGCUUUGAUUCAUGUGCCGCGUUACUUGGGCAACCUGCCGUUCAGAGUCUGGAAGAAGAUGCAGGACAUCGUCCAAAACACUCCUGUGAUUCUGGAUCCAAACACUGCGAAUCCAUGGCUCGUCCUGUCUGAUGAUCUGACCAGUGUGAGAAACAGCGAGAACAAUCAAACUCUUCCUGAUAAUCCAGAGAGAUUUGACCGGUGUGCCUGUGUUCUGGGUUCAGAGGGUUUUAACUCAGGAACACACUGCUGGGAUGUGGAGGUUAAAGAGAGUUUAGUCUGGAGUCUUGGAGUAACUACAGCAUCAAAACAGAGGAAGGGACCUGAUUUCUUCAACAUUGAUGCCUGGAGUGUGGAAUAUAGUCGGUACGGAUGGACUUUAGGUUCUGGUUUUCGUGUCAAACAGGAUCUUGAUCGUCUGAGAGUGAAUCUGGACUAUGACAGAGGAACGGUGUCAUUCUCUGAUCCUGUAACUAACACACAUCUACACACAUUCACACACACCUUCACUCACACACUCUUUCUAUUCUUCUAUUGUUAUGACUCUUUGAGGAUCUUACCGGUCAAUAGUCAGUAAUCGUUACUCCUGUAGGUCUGGAUCUUCCUGCUUUCAUCAUGUUUCCAAUAUUUAAUCCAGAUCACAUGAGUAAGAGUGCUGUUGAUCUGAAUAUCAGUACGGUGGCUGUGAUUGGGCCGUGAUGAUCACAUGACUGAUAUCAGCACUACAGCAACACUCACCCUGCGUCCCAAUGUCCAUAUUAUCCAUCCUAAAUAGUAUGUGAGAUUAAAAUAAGUGUGUCCCAAAGCAUAGUAUGUUGAAAACAGUAUGUCAAAAGUCCCUGGAUGGUCUACUAUUUCCGGUUGAUUUCGAAGUGUGGAUCCGUGCACACUAUAAAGGCUAAUAUUGCCCACAACCCAUCGCGUUUUGAAUGAGGAUUCAGUUCAGAACUACAAACAUGAGUAAAAAGUGUUAAAAAACUACAAAACAUGGCGGACAUGCACAACUAUAUAACAUUAUCCAUUUUAUAUUUCAUCUGCAAUACCAAUGUAGACUUUUAUAAAUAUCCUAUUGGCCAUUAACUUUUAAAUGCAUCAUUAUGCAUUAAUAUGGGAAGAGUUCUCCACAUGAAAGACCCGCGACUGCAGAUCAACGUGCUGCAUUUCUCUCUGAUACGGUAGGAAAUGAACUAAAUGAA